This is a messenger RNA of Malassezia sympodialis ATCC 42132, 834 nucleotides long. It is a transcript of the gene RRP1, whose product is annotated as Rrp1p. Gene Ontology annotation, biological process: rRNA processing. Gene Ontology annotation, cellular component: nucleus; preribosome, small subunit precursor. NCBI's taxonomy places the organism in Eukaryota, Fungi, Basidiomycota, Malasseziomycetes, Malasseziales, Malasseziaceae. The record is from RefSeq and is a predicted model, not a curated record.
AUGAGUGAUAAACCGCUGGUGCAGCAGCAGCUGGCGCAGGAGCUGGCGAACUUGGUGCUUAUGAUUGCUGGCAUCAAGAUGGAUGCAGCAGGCGAGCGCAUCGAGCGCGUGCCAUCAAAAGUGGACGAUACGGCACGCGCACUAGCUGCUCUCGACUUUUUCCAGGGCUUCUGGUCUACGGUCCACUCAGAGUGGCAUGGUGUGGACAAGUUUAGAAUCAACAAAUAUUAUCUGCUCAUGCGACGUUUUGUACAUGCUGGGCUGCAGCUACUUGCCCUUCAUGGCUAUCCGUCCAUUCUUGUUCAGCGGUUUAAUGCAAUCAUGCGCGGAACCGACGGUCCCCUGUCCUCUAACAAUGUGCGUGUGCCUGACAGCAUCACCUACCAUGUAUGUGACAUUUUUUUGGACGAGGUAGAGCACUCGCUUGUGGAACUGGAGGACACAGACGUUACCGUACCGAUCUUGGAGCUCUUGUCGCCUUUCAUGGAACUGGCCGCCACGAGCCAGUCGAAGCGCAUGUUCGAACGUGUCAUGGCCAGCGUCUUGACGCCAUUCUUGAGCGAAUGUGAGAGACGUGCAUCUCAUGACAUGCAAGAUCGUAAGCGCCGACGAGUCGAAUCCGAGGCGAGCGAGCCUCUCUACGACUCCAUCUUCUCCCGUGUCCAGGCCGAGGCUGACGACGAUGAGGAUGACGAAGACAAUACCAUGGCCUCCAUUCACAAGCAGGCGCUACAACGCGUCGUGGCUGUUGCCAGUGGCUCUGAUACCUACGCCCCGAGCCGCCGCAAGCUGUACGAUCUGUGGAAGACGGCCCAGGAGCGCGACGUCUCGUAG